Messenger RNA from Soboliphyme baturini, 537 nucleotides. The record is from the annotation of a GenBank genome assembly. NCBI's taxonomy places the organism in Eukaryota, Metazoa, Nematoda, Enoplea, Dioctophymatida, Soboliphymatidae.
AUGGGGAAGGUAGGCGUGGGCCAACCAGGACGAGGACGGCCGUCAGCUGCAGUCUGCGCCCUCACCACUCAUGUCGCCCUGCUGCCGUUCUGCCGAGAGCAAACAGCAACGCUGGUGUUGCAGGGGUGCCCUGAUCACGUGCUGUACUUUUUCCUCGGCUCUGGACAUCGCUACAAGACAGUCGGUCGCUCGAUCACUCGGUCGGCGGUCGUGCACAAUGGCAUGAUUCCUUGUUCGUGGCCUACCUACCGAGAUGUGCUGUCAGGGAGGCCCGCGCCGCUGCGACUGCGAGUCUUUGCAAACGACGACGAAAGCAAGAAUGAACGAAUGAAUGUCUUUUCCAUUUAUUGCAGUCCACUUCGAACUUCGUCCAUCGCCAGGACACCGUUGUCGUCAUUGUCGUCGGGCAGCAAGUGGACGCGAGGUGCCAGAUGGUCGUUCGUUUUUUCUGUCGCCGGCGCUUCCGGGUGGCCAGUGCCCGGUACGGUCGCCCAACCGUGCUACUGUGGCGGUCUCAAAUGCUUACCAAUUAUUUGA